AUGGCUCCGCAGGACGUCGCACGCUCCUGGCUGGAGAAUUUCUCCCUGGCCUUGGAAACCCGCGACUACGAAGGGCUCUCAAAUCUUUUUGCGGAGAGUUGCACGUGGCGAGAUCUGCUGUCUUUCACAUGGGACAUCCAGACUACGGAAGGUAAGAGGGCCAUUCUCGAGAUGGUCUCAUCCGUUCUGGACCGUGUGAAGCCACAUAGUUGGGUCCUCACCGGAGCGACCGAUGCAGAUGGGAUCGUCACCGCGCAGUUCGUGUUCCAGACGGCCUGCGCAAGCUGCAUCGGGCAGGUGAAGCUUCGCCAAGGCCUGUGCUGGACGUUGCUGACCGCUGCCCAAGCACUCCACGGGCAUGAAGAGAAGCGGGGGCUCUUGAGGGAUCUGGGUGGCCAUCCGAAGGCCAUGCGGCGAAGCGCAUUGCAGCCAGCAUGCGCAGAGCCAGAGCCCUUUGUAGUGAUCGUCGGGGGCAGUCAAUGUGGGGUGACUUUGGGGGCCCGGCUGAAACAGCUUGGAGUGCCUAGCAUCGUCCUUGAGCAGAACGACCGACCGGGUGAUGCUUGGCGCCACCGCUACGACUCCCUGCGACUGCAUUUCCAAGUCUCCUACUGUGAGUUCCCUUACCUGCCCUUCCCAGAUCAUUGGCCUAAGUACCUCACAAAGGACCAGAUGGCAGACUGGAUCGACAUGUAUGCCAGGCUGAUGAAUGUUGAUGUGUGGACCCGCUCCCGCUGCGUAAAAGCGGAGUGGGACGAGGUGAAGAAGAGCUGGGCCGUGCAUGUUGAGAAGGACGGCACGCGCGUGCAGCUACAGCCACGACACUUGGUCAUCGCAACAGGCCUGAAUGGCACUGCCUACAAACCGAAACUCCAGAAUCAGGAGACAUUUGCAGGAGUCACCAUGCACUCCUCGCAGUACGUCUCAGGUGCAUCUCACGACGGCAAGAAGGUCGUUGUGGUGGGAUCCGGCACUUCGGCUCAUGACAUCUGCCAGGACUUGUGGGAGCACGGUGCGGAUGUGACAAUGAUUCAGCGCAGCCCCACACCAAUCACCAAGGUGAGCACCCAUCAGCAGAUUUGCUUGCAACGGCUCUACUCAGAAGAAGCAAGAGCCGCUGGGAUGAGCGCGGCGGCGGCUGACUUGGAGUUCAUGUCAACGCCUUACCGGCUUCUCUUGGAGAAGCAGCGCAGAGCCGCCGUGGAGCUCAGGGAGCAAGAUGCUGAUCUGCUGCAGCGACUGGAAAAGGUGGGCUUUCUCCUGGAUUCAACUUCCACGAACACCUCCAACUAUCUGUCGACUGGAUCGGGUACGUACUUGGACGUAGGUGCUUCAGAGCUCAUUGCGGAUGGGUUGAUCAAAGUGAAGACUGGCAGUGCCAUAGCUUUCAGCGAAUCUGCAGUGGUCACCGACGAUGGCACCCAUCUCAACGCCGACACUGUAGUCUUUGCCACGGGCUAUGCGCCGCUUUCGAAGCUCAUCGCGGAACUGUUGGGGAAAGACACGGCUGCACGCCUCGGCAGGAUAUGGGGCUUGGGCACGGGCAUUGAUGGAGAUGAAGGACCUUGGGAGGGAGAGCUGCGGAACAUGUGGAAGAGAACUAACGUGGAAGGCCUUUGGCUGCACGGCGGCAAUCUUCUGCAAAAUCGCAUCUAUUCCCUCUUCCUGGCCUUGCAACUCAAGGCCCGAUAUGCUCACAUCCCUACGCCCGUCUACCACGCGCACAACAAGGGCUUCGAGUUCCUCGGGGCUUGA
This is a messenger RNA of Symbiodinium sp. CCMP2592, 1755 nucleotides long. The record is from the annotation of a GenBank genome assembly. NCBI's taxonomy places the organism in Eukaryota, Dinophyceae, Suessiales, Symbiodiniaceae.